UGGAUGAUAGCGCCACGCAGUGGGAACAUCAGACAACAACGCUGCGAUGCAAAGACGUGUUGAAUCAGCUUUGAUCAUAAGUGGAAAAUUUGAUGGAUCUCAUACAUGUUUAGCAGCUGCAACUUCUGCGGGAACUGUCCUCAUUCAUAGCCCUCACAGAGAAUCAUUCAAAAGUUUGGAACAGGAAAAAUCUGAUGGACGAUUGGCUUGGAGUGGAGAACUUGCUGAAUUAGAAAUCGGCAGGCAGGUCACUGCAGUGUGCACUGGACGAUUCGGGGAAGAGGAAAGAGAUAUUCUUUUAGUAGGAACAAUAACACACGUGCUCGCUUAUCAAGUUGAAGAUAAUGCAGAUGUAUUCUACAGAGAGAUGAGGGACGGCGUUUAUUGCAUCACUAUUGGGAGGCUAGGAUGGCUCAAAGGUCAAGUAGCCUUGAUCGGUGGAAAUUGUUCCGUGACGAUUUUGGAUUAUGAAGGAAAUGAACUUUAUUGGAUGGUUGCAAGCGACAUUGUAAAAACUAUCAUCGCCUUCGAUUUUGAUGGAGAUGCAGAAAAUGAACUUCUAACUGGCACAUACGAUUUCGAGAUAAAGGCAUAUAAAGAAGAUAUGGUUAUAUGGCAAGCAAAGGAAACAUCGCCAAUAUCUGUUCUUGUCCCACUAGACGGGAGAAAAUUUGCUUACGCUGUUGCGAAUGGUACUGUUGGUGUUUACGAAAAUGGUGUCAGGAUGUGGCGAGUAAAAUCGAAACACAAAAUCACGGCUUUAAGAACAUUUGAUAUAAAUGGUGACGGCCUUGGGGAAUUAAUUACCGGCUGGAGCAACGGCAAGGUUGAUGCAAGAUUGUGUACUAACGGGGAAAUUAUUUUUCGCAUUCAAAUAAAUUCGCCAAUCGCAGGUAUCAUUAAGGUAGAUUACAGAAGAACAGGAAGGGCAGAUCUUGUAAUAGUAUCUGAGGCUGGAGAAGUGCGGGGAUAUGCUGUGGGUUCCACGAUGGAUAUUUUAGAGCCAGGUGAAGUCUAUCGCGAUCUUCUAGCAAAAAAACACGUUUUGGAAUUGGAACUUCGUCAACGUUUCGCUGCUACUCCGGAUUAUUUAAUAGGUUCAAAAUUGGCGAUAAGUUUAACAUCUACGAAAGGUGCUGUCCGCUUGGCCAUAGCAUCAGGUCCAGGGAUUGUGAUAUUUUGCGCCAUUGUUUUCGCAGAAGGAAUCUUUGAUGGUGAGACCUUUGUGGCGCAUCCCAGAAGACCUGCUGGUGAAUUAGAAAUUGAACUUAGACCUCCGAAAAAUGGUCCUAUUGAUAUUCAUGUAAAAACUUGCGUAGGAGCCCCAGGAUCGCAUUUGCUGCAAGUUUAUGAGCUCAUGCGUCAGUUACCACCUUUCUGCAUGUACGAGAUAAUAAAUUCAGCUGAUGUGAAAGUUGAAGAUUUAAAAGAUUACGGGGUUAACAUUGAAACAGGGGACAGGCCCCAACGAAUUGCACUAUGGUUAAAUCAAUGUCUGGCUAUUUCGGAGGAGCUAGAAAUCGCUAUGAAAGGAAAAAAUGCUGGAAGAUUAGAUCUGUGUCUACGAGGAUUGAGAGACAAUAAAAUACACUUUUUGUGUGUAAACGCAUCUGGAAAACUAACUUUGUUAACCAAAGAUCCUACUUUUGCGGGAGAUAUUGUUCAAUCACUGGCAAGCUAUCUCGGUAUUCUGGAACUAAGCUCAGAGGCUAAUUUUCCAUCUGAGGAGAAAAGAAUGGUCGAUACUUUGGAGCGUGUCAAAGUUGCCCACUUAAGUAGACCAGGAGCCCGACAUAUUUCGAAGAAACAAGUUACACCGGAAAUAUUUCGUGAUACAGCCGAAGUCAGUCGGCAAAGUAGUGCCAGUUAUCAAAAACAUCGAAGAAGACUUUAUCUUCCUGGCGGAUAUCAACCUUAUUCUUUGAGAUACAAUAAUGAAAACCGUCGACUAUCACGAAACAUGAGGGUCCCUUACUCCCUAACUUAUUCAAAACUUAGCGAGUAUUUACCACAGGCAAGUGGAGAUGACCUUGGAUUCGACCUGAGUGGAACCGAAAUGGACGAACUGUUGAACGAGAUCAACGAGCGAUUUCCUCGAUCGCCCUGGACCAAAGAAAUCUUAAUCGAAAUCGCUGCCAAGUGUUGCCAGAAUGUUCCACUUUGCCAUAAACAACCACCUUGUUUGUAAAAUUCAGGAGGCAUUUACUCCGAUAAGAGUUUUUGUUUCUGAUUUUAAUUUAACUCCUAAUAUUUGUAAAAAUUAUUUAAAAUUUAGAUUAGUUUCCACAGGAGGAUAAAUACUGAAAAACUUAAAAUAAGAGUUUAUGGAAUUGCAAGAAUUAAAGGAAUUAUUUUAUUUAAUUCGCAUUUAAAGCUAUCAAAACUGUUAUGUUUCCGAUUCUAAAUUGUUCACAUUACGAUUUUAAAAAGUUGUAAAUGUUCAUAUUUAGAAAGUCAAUUUGAUACUUGUGACCGUCCACGAAUAAAGGGACCUAAUGCGAAAAAACACGAUUGUUAGGUUUUUAUACAUAUCGACAGUUUUUAUUAGCUCUGUUGUAAUAAAAAUUAUUAUUAAAAUGAAGCUACAGCGCAUUAGAUCCCUUUCUUCGCGGAUGGUCACUUUUAGAAAAUAAGAACAUUUCAAAUGGGCGUCUGGAAGAUAACUCCAAGCUCACUGAGAUAACCUCAUUGAUAGAAUAGAUGCAUUAAUGAUGUACCUCUUCUUACCGAUCAGCAAAAACGCGUUAGACACAAAAAAAACAAACACUAAAUUUAAAUCUAAAAUUGAAACUAUUUGAAGAUGUGAAAAAAUAAGCAUAUGAAACCUGAAAUUAAGAAUUUGUUUUAAUCCUUAAACUAAGCAAACAUAAAGACUGCAAUGCAGGUAGUGACGACCUAAAAUUAAUUCGAUAUUCAUACUGAAAACUUAUUAUGAUCAUAUAAAUUAUGAAGAUAACCACAUUUUUCUCUGAACUUUUUUUAGAGAUUUUAGAUUCCGCAAUUUAUAUGUAUUUAAAAAAAUUUUUAUUUGAAAUUGUUUUCAAUGUGAAAAGUUGAGUUUGAAACAUUGUAGUGCUAAACUUUUUCAAUUAUAAAUUCUGCCAAUUUCAACGGUUUUGUUGCCAUAUUUACAAAAUUAAAAAUUAUUUCCAAUACUCAAUUGUUUUAAACAGUAAAUUGCUGAAAUUUCUAAAUA
Belonocnema kinseyi is the source of this 3196-nucleotide messenger RNA. RefSeq names its product Bardet-Biedl syndrome 2 protein homolog. Gene Ontology annotation, molecular function: protein binding. Lineage: Eukaryota; Metazoa; Arthropoda; Insecta; Hymenoptera; Cynipidae. The record is from RefSeq and is a predicted model, not a curated record. Gene Ontology annotation, biological process: non-motile cilium assembly. The transcript has 12 exons. Gene Ontology annotation, cellular component: neuron projection; membrane; motile cilium. Bases 47 to 2188 code for a protein of 713 amino acids.